UCGGUCACAGUUUUCGUGUGCCCGCUGUGCCGGAUGUGCCUGUGCCUCGUCCGCCUGCACAAGCUCAGCCUUUACCACCGCUGCUGCGACCAACUUCAGGGAAGAAAGCGCCUAUCCGAAUGGAGGCACGAGCGCUUAUCUGAUUCCGGUUGGCACGCGGGAGCAUAGUUCUGUAUCUUUUAUUUCCCCCAAAUAUGGCUUUACUGGCAAAAUGCUUUCGCCGCGUCCUCAUACCGUUCUGUUACGAGCACAGCCAGCGUGAUUUGCUAUGGUGAUACAACAGGCUAACCCGAAGCUAGCCCAGGGAUUGUUUUGGGAGAUAUCGCUUUAGAACACUCCCGCUUUGACCCAUGAAUUAGAGACUUGUGGUGGAUUUUCUUGAGGGUGGAAUACAAAAGGGAAUGUCGAACCAAGGAGUCCGGAGAAAUGGCCCAGUAAAGGUGCGGUUGACAGUAUUGUGUGCAAAGAACCUGGCAAAGAAAGACUUCUUUCGGUUGCCAGAUCCCUUUGCCAAAGUGGUAGUGGACGGCUCAGGACAAUGCCACUCUACAGACACUGUGAGAAACACGCUUGACCCAAAGUGGAACCAACAUUAUGAUCUUUACAUUGGAAAGGCAGACUCCAUCACCAUCAGUGUGUGGAACCAUAAGAAGAUUCACAAAAAGCAAGGCGCAGGUUUCCUCGGCUGUGUCCGCCUCCUGUCCAACACAAUCAACAGACUUAAAGACACAGGCUAUCAGAGACUUGAUCUUAAUAAGCUGGGCCCCAAUGACAACGAUACUGUGAGAGGACAGAUCGUAGUAAGUCUACAGUCCAGAGAUCGCAUUGGGACUGGAGGACCUGUGGUGGAUUGCAGUCGGCUGUUUGAUAACGACUUACCUGAUGGUUGGGAGGAAAGACGGACGACGUCUGGAAGGAUACAGUACCUUAACCACAUCACCCGCACCACCCAAUGGGAGAGACCUACCAGACCUGCGUCGGAGUACUCCAGCCCAUCGGGGCGUCCCUCCAGCUGUGUGGUUGAUGAGAACACUCCAGUCAUGACACCUGUUAAUGGGGCCGUGGCCAGCUGCCCUCCAGGCGAACAACGGGUCCAGGAGAGACGGGUUCGAUCACAGCGGCAUCGGAACUACAUGAGUCGUACGCAUCUGCAUACGCCACCUGACCUGCCUGAGGGCUAUGAGCAAAGAACAACCCAGCAAGGCCAAGUCUACUUCCUCCAUACCCAAACCGGAGUCAGCACGUGGCAUGAUCCUCGGGUGCCCAGGGACUUGAGCAAUGUGAACUGUGAAGAGCUGGGCCCGCUGCCACCAGGCUGGGAGAUCCGAAACACAGCCACAGGCCGGGUCUACUUUGUUGAUCACAACAAUCGGACAACACAGUUCACAGACCCACGGCUGUCUGCAAACCUGCAUCUGGUUCUCAACAGCCCAAGUCCAAAUGGUUCCCGUGUGGCCAUAGACAGCCAGAACACUAACCUCAGCAACCAGCCUCAGAUGAAAGACCAGGGCGGUCCCGUUGGCCCUCCCCAGGCUCUGUCCCCAGCCCAGCUCCCCGAGGAGGCAGAAUGUCUCACGGUUCCAAAAUACAAGAGAGACCUGGUGCAGAAGUUGAAGAUCCUGAGACAGGAGCUGUCGCAGCAUCAGCCGCAGGCCGGCCACUGCCGCAUUGAGGUCAGCCGGGAAGAGAUCUUUGAGGAAUCCUAUCGACAAGUGAUGAAGAUGCGGCCAAAGGAUCUUUGGAAAAGACUGAUGAUCAAGUUCAGAGGGGAAGAAGGUCUAGAUUACGGAGGAGUUGCAAGGGAGUGGUUGUAUUUGCUGUCACAUGAAAUGCUGAAUCCGUACUAUGGUCUGUUCCAAUACUCCAGAGAUGACAUCUACACCCUCCAGAUCAACCCGGACUCUGCUGUCAAUCCUGAGCACCUGUCCUACUUCCACUUUGUGGGUCGUAUCAUGGGCCUGGCUGUGUUUCACGGCCACUACAUCGAUGGGGGGUUCACACUGCCCUUCUACAAACAGCUGCUGGGAAAACCCAUCACGCUGGACGACAUGGAGUCUGUGGACCCCGACCUCCACAACAGCCUCGUCUGGAUUCUAGGAAACGACAUCACUGGAGUCCUGGACCACACCUUCUGUGUGGAACACAACGCUUACGGGGAAAUUAUCCCACACGAGCUCAAGCCGAACGGGAAGAGCAUCUCUGUGACCGAGGAGACCAAGAAGGAGUACGUCAGGUUGUACGUGAACUGGCGUUUUCUUCACGGCAUCGAGGCUCAGUUUCUGGCUCUGCAGAAAGGUUUCAACGAGGUCAUCCCCCAGCACCUGCUCAAAGCUUUCGAUGAGAAGGAGCUGGAGCUAAUCGUGUGCGGCCUCGGAAAGAUCGACAUCGUCGACUGGAGGUCCAACACCCGUCUGAAACACUGCACCACGGAGAGCAACAUUGUCAAGUGGUUUUGGAGAGCCGUGGAGUCCUUCGAUGAAGAGAGGAGGGCUCGGCUGCUGCAGUUUGUAACUGGCUCCUCUAGAGUGCCCCUGCAAGGCUUCAAGGCUUUACAAGGUGCUGCAGGACCCAGACUCUUCACAAUUCAUCAGAUUGAUGCCAACGCCAACAACCUGCCCAAAGCUCACACCUGUUUCAACCGGAUCGACAUUCCCCCCUACGAGAGCUACGAGAAACUCUACGACAAGCUACUGACGGCCAUCGAGGAGACGUGUGGCUUUGCAGUAGAAUGAGAGCGAGCUGUUGUUGAGCUGACAGGUUCGUUCAGCCUGCAGUCUUCCUCCAUGUUCCCUCCUCAUUAUUUUGGUUUAAAGAGCUGCUAUUAGGUUACCCCAUCUUGUUUUUUGAGGUUUUUUUCUUUUAUUAGAAACUAAAAGACAUUGCUGGAUCAGCAUUGUCCAAGAAACCGCUUGCUUUGAAGAUUCUUUUGGACGACCGCAGUUCACGCUCUUGUUCAGCAAAUAUUUACUGACUGAUCCAUGUCAUGCUACUGAAUCUGUCACACUGCAAGUAGCCGUGUCUUUCCUUUAGUAGCCACUCUACAGUGUUCUUCAUCCUGUUAGAGGCACCAUUCAUUCAUCCUACCUCAGUAAACUGCUUUUUUUUGAAGGCUUUCAUCCUAAAUACCACUUCAAACAAAAAAAAGGAUUUAUGUUCAUGUUUUCACACCAGCAGUGAUUUUUCUACUUGUGAAACAUAUCCUUAGAGAAGUGUGAAGGUAGCGCUGGUCCAGACCACUCAGAGACUUUUGGACUCUGGUGAUGAAGAAGGUGUGUGUCCCACAGCGCCACCACUUCUGUUAUCUUCAGUCCCACCCUCAAAUCUGCUACGUCUUCCUCUUAUUUUCUCACAGUCCUCCUCUGCUGCAUGCGUGUCAGUGACUUGUAGGCCAACUUGGAGCAAGGAUUGGAUAGCUUUCUUCCUUCACAUCCCUUUCAAGGAAAGAAGUAUUACCCUGUAGACACUUAAGAGCACUUUACAAGCUGAGCAGUGGUGGCAGGAGUGCUUUCUUCAUGUUACUCAAAUAUGUUUGUUUCUCUUUAUGUUUUUUUCAACCACGAUAGAAAUACUCAAAGGCAAAAAAUAUCUAAACCUGUAAUUUUUGAGUACAUAUGUAUAAAUGCAUAGCUAUUUUUUGUAUAUUAUCUGUUCAAAUGCAAGCAUGUUGGUGUCCUUCACAGACCUCUUUGCAUUCUCAGGUGAGUCAUUUUUUAAAAAUCAUAAAUGAGGGGGGCAAAAAAAGAGAAUCCUGUCUUUGUCAUGGUGUGAGGGUAAAGUGAUGUUUUCAUUUGAGUCACCGUCGGCACCGAUCACGUUCCCGGUGUCAUUCGCACACCGACUUUAAGAGCAACAAAUAAAUCCUCCCAGCUGGAAGUUGCUGCUGAACAUCUGGGUGCCACACAGAAAAAUUAAAAUCAGAGGUCACACCCCCCCAAAUGAGUCGAUAAAAAAAUGCAUGAAUGGAUGCUUGGGAGGGAAUGUCUUAUUUAUUUGCAUAUUUGUUCAAAGACUUUUUUAAUGAGGAAAAACAAAAUCUAUUUACAUUUUUUGUGUGUAAACUGCCUGCAUUAAUCUGCCAUCAUGAAGUUUAUUCAGAAUAAUUCACAUCAACCCCCUGAGGUUGCACACAAAAACCCUUUUACUGCCGGUGACCGUGUCGUUUUCUGGUUGGAACAAUCCCCUUCUAUCAUGGUUGAAAUCCCAAUAAGAUCUGUUUAAAAUAAAAAGUAUAAUUUAAAGAAUUGUUUAAACUGAAUACCAGCUUUGUUAUAUAAAUAUUCAAGUUUGGUUUAAUGGUUAAACUGGUCAAAACCCCUCAGAACCGGUGGGAUCAUCCAGAGUGGCUGUUUUUACAUGUGGACUGCAGGUCUUAAAGGGUUAAUGACAAAAUUACAUCAAACUCUUCAAUUAUCUGAUGUGUAAUUCCGUACCAAAUAAAAAUGUAAUUACAUUUUAAAAGCUUCACAUGUUUGGUUUCUGUUUUUGUAUUUAUUACAUCAGUACUUGUGUUCAUAGUUUUCGUAUCAGCUGCUCUGAGAGUUUGUACCUGACACCUGUAUAAAGAACAAUAAAGAUGCAACGUAAGAAACUUCUUCAACCCUUGCAGAACAUCAAGCAAUAAAAUGAUGCUGUUUGAGCAGAACAGCUGUAUGUUUUACAGAA
Messenger RNA from Oryzias melastigma (Indian medaka), 4662 nucleotides. RefSeq names its product E3 ubiquitin-protein ligase SMURF2. NCBI's taxonomy places the organism in Eukaryota, Metazoa, Chordata, Actinopteri, Beloniformes, Adrianichthyidae. The coding region runs from base 402 to 2732 and encodes 776 amino acids. The record is from RefSeq and is a predicted model, not a curated record. Gene Ontology annotation, biological process: ubiquitin-dependent protein catabolic process; negative regulation of BMP signaling pathway. Gene Ontology annotation, molecular function: ubiquitin protein ligase activity; protein binding. The transcript is spliced from 20 exons.